Molecule: messenger RNA, 6746 nt
Organism: Bombus huntii
Lineage: Eukaryota; Metazoa; Arthropoda; Insecta; Hymenoptera; Apidae
Gene: retn
Product: protein dead ringer
Exons: 11
Coding region: 3666-5675 (669 amino acids)
Biological process (GO): regulation of transcription by RNA polymerase II
Cellular component (GO): nucleus
Molecular function (GO): DNA binding
Source: RefSeq, a predicted model, not a curated record
CAGGGGCGGUUCUUAACUGCGGUUCGCUUCGUUCCUCGCGUAGAUCCAUAUACCCUUAUAAAGGAUCACGUUUGUAAAUCAUAAAAUUCGCAGUUUCACACGCUCUCCACUUCGGCCAGCCCUUCUUCCUUUCGUUCCUCGUCUCGUUGGCGGAGGAGGAGAGCCCUCUCCGCGGGCUGCAAUUACCUGCAAUUUGUACUACGAACAGCGUAUACGCCAUCUUGUCUGUAUAUGUGACGCGGAGCGCAUGCAGAUGGCGUACAAACGCGCGGGAGAAACCGGCAGAAGCCUGGGGAACGAGGCGAAAAUGAAAGAGGAGAAGCUGUAGGACUUGAAACUAUACACGAUGGAAAAAGGAGGACGAACCGCGUAGAGAAACAAAGAGGAAAAGAGAGCGAAACGGGACGAGGAGAGUUAAAGAGGGUGCAUGUUCCGCGCAGACGUUGCAGGCCGGAGAAAAUCGUAGUGACCGCGUCGCUUUUCCAGUAUUUUCGUUCUGUUCCAUCCACGCCAGUUCGUAUUGUAUUUUCUCCUUGACCCUGUCUAUCUUUGUGAGAAAAUAUUGUAGUUUCUUAAAUUCGAAUACGUAUUAACAUACGUAUCCUUAAUGUUUGCACUACGAAGGAAAGAAACAAAGAUGGAGAAGUGAGAAAAAUGAAUUACUUAAAUAAGCGUAGUUGGUAUCCACAGUCGGUUUAUGAAAUUUUCAUCGAUUGAAUUUAAUUACAUACCUGAUUGUGCAUUUCUAUUAUACGAACGGAAUAUCGUUUCGAUGCCUUACGAAAAAUCGAUCAGAACGAAGCUUCACCGUGAUCAUUAAAUAAAACAUCGUUGUAAUGAACGAAGUUUAAAUAAAUAAAACAGUAUUUUUGCGUAUUCGAGAAAACAGAGAAAAAUUGACGAAUAGGAAUGAUAGGUAUCUACCAAAACGAACCGUGGUAACUACGUCAUAUAAUUGACCAGAUCAAACAAUCAGAAUGUUAACUGAUUGACGAAUGGAUCUAAAGUUUAAUACCACUUAUCGGCAAGUGCAUGUAUUGCAUUUUCUCGUUUCUUCUUUUCUUUCUUUUCGUUGCUUGUGUCCUCUUCGAUCUCGUCCUGCGCGAUCACCGAUGUCCCGCAUGGUUUACUACGGCACUUACUUACUUCGUGUACUACGAAGAAAGACACUUGCGAUACUCUUGUCUGUUUACAACGCUAUGUCUUGCCAAUUAUAUACAUAUAUACAAGUCGCUUGUUGCUCGUGGGAACAAUUUUAUACGACAUCCAGAUGCCAGGGUUUGUGUUUUUCUAACGUUCCGUCCAUGUUGGCGAAUAUCACCCAACGUUUGUAAUCGCACCUGUAGUUGGAGAACUUGGUUGAAGAACUGAAUAUCUAAUUUUGUAUAAAUGAAUAUGAUUCUGAAAAAGAAAUAUACAACAAAGUAGAUACUUAAGAAAUAAAAUUUAAUAAUAAUAAUAAUAAAAUCUCUAUGUGAAAUCAGAUGACUGUAAUUUUUUGGAAGAUAAAAACGAAUAGUACUUUGACGUUCGUUAUAUUUCGUUCAUUAUUCGAUUAUUUUCGCUCAGGUUUUUGGGUGUAAACGAAAGUCCGCGUGUGUAUAGACAAAAGGGAUCGUUUACGAAUAAACAGUCAGAUCAGUACAAUGUUGCUGCGUUUAUGGCCGAUUUCACUUACAAAAUACAUUCACAGUCCAACGGUCAUGUUUUCGAGAUUACGUAUUCAUUUAUAUUUCGCGAUACGAAUCCUCGGAAACUCGAACCAAAUCACGACUCUUUCAUAGUCAGAUACAUAGUAGUCUACAAUUUUCUCCGGAAACAUCGUUUUUAUCACGGAACACGAUCUGUUGCCUAAUAAAGGGAGAAGGUAGGUCUCGUGACUGACAUUUUUCGCGUAGUAUCGCGAAUAAGAUCGUUGCAAUCAUGGUCAAUUAGCAGGGACCUUACGCAGCCAUAUUCUCGAUGGAACAUGAUACCAGUAUGAAAAUGCAAGGGGGAUCGGGAAUGGACUCGGCCGUUUCCAUCGAGCCCUCGCCCGCUCGGGACAGCACACGAGUUAACGAGCGUGCAGGAAAAUGGAGAAAAAUAUAGACGUCAACCGGAACGUGGACAUGGCUGACGAUGAUUAUCAACCACGGGUCAAGUGACCGAGAUGAAACGGAAGCGAAAACUCUCAGGGAAAUUCGUGCUACCGCACCGAAAAUCUCCGUCAUCCACGCUUGAGUUCGCCACAUAGGGGUCGUUAUACGGCAGGGUGCGCCAAGAGGAGCAUAGAGAGAAGGGAGGGAGCAAAGAAAGGACGACUGGAAGAUAUACGAGAGAAGAAGACGGUAGAGAGAUGAGGGAAAAGAGGGAGGUGUCGAUACCGGGCGUAACCCGUCGGUCUACCGCCUACCACAGCCUGGUAUGCGCUGCCAGAAGACGGCGUUGGCGUCCCAGGCCUCCGCCCACUGGAUACUAUUUCGCCUGCCCGUUCGUUCUUUCCGCCAGCGAACGUUCGAAGUCUGUACCAAGGCGUGGAAUAGUAGAGGGGAUCGCGAACACGACGGAAUAUCCCGGCGUCAGAUCGCAAGGGGACGCGAGUGUGCGCGCGUCAGCUCUGUGUUCGGCAGUUCCACCGUUUCUCCGGGUCAUCGUUUGCCGGUCCGUUCUCGUCUUGUUUCUUCGCGUACCGUUUCAUCUGAUCGGUGAGCUUGUUACGAUUUUUCCUUCGUUAUAUUUACAACAAUCAUUCUGAAUCGUAGUCGUUCUCGACUACGUUUGGUUGCUACGAUGCGGAACAACGUCGAUGGCGAGUUCCCUGUGUAGUCACGAAAUCGGUACCAGUCACAGUUUGUCUUUGUCACGUUCGUGGAAUCUUGCGAACGCACCCGAUUACCGCGUGUCCUGUACCUUUUUCCUGGCUUCACCCCUCCAAAUCUAGCUACGAGUCUUCUCUUUCCCCUUCUCCCCUCCCCUCCCCGAUCUGUCCUUUCUUCCUACUUCCUUAGAGUAUAGUCCCUUUUGGUAACGCAGAGUGCGCGCAUUACCACUGCACCGCACACAACACUGGGCAACACGCAGGCGAAGUGUACGCGUGCGCGCUCUUCCCUCGUAAACUCUCCACCUUUUUUUUCUUCGCUGUGUAGUGUGUUGUGUAUCGGCUGCGAGACGACUUGGACGUUUGGGAUAGAAAGCUCGCGCGCAUGCCAUCAGCGCGUCGCGUGUGCUUUUACUUCAGUGACAGAACAAAUUUACGACGUCGAUCCAAGAACACCCACAAUUUACUGAGACGACAUCGAUCGAGUUUAUCUUCCAUUGGAAAUUGGAAUUGUGUUUCUUCGCGGUGUCGAUGAGGCGUACUUCGAACUCUGUUACUUUUCACCGGUAACGUGACACUUACCGACGGAGCCGAUAUUAAUUCGUUUGUUUCGCGUCACAUGCGGUUGGUGUGUAUCGAGGAUAAAAAUCAUACUUGCGAUCGUGCGCGCGACUCGCUUCACGCCGUGAUCUCGUUUCUUUCGUAAACGGUGAUAAACGAGAGCGAACCAUCGGUUCCUCCUUUCUUUUUCGUAUUUUGGCAGCGUGUUCUGCUGCGGUCGUGUCACUCGUGUCGUGGGCAACCGCGUUGCGGUAAAACAGUCAAAAUUCGGGUGAAGAACAGAGAACCCUUGCCAUCCUACGCGAUGGAAAUGAGCGACGAGUAUCAGGACAUGGGAAAUCCCGGAGGAGGGGUAGCAAUGGUCAACAUACCUAUUACCCAUCACCAACGUACGCCUGAUAGUCCAUUGUCGCAUCAGGAGGAGGAUUUGUCAGAUCCAGACCUUCAGGACGAAGAGAGCGGCGAAGAAUUACCUCAGCAACCACUUCAGGGUAACACGCACUCUUCGUCGGAUAAUGCAUCCGCACAGGCUAAUACACCUACUCCAUUAGCACACUUGAACAGUCUGAUGGGUGCACACCAUCCGCACUUUCUGGCGAAGCUGAAAAUGGAGUUGAACAAUUUUUCACAGGCAAUCGAUGUGGAUGCAUUAGCUCAUAAAAGCGGAUUAGAAGCGUUACAAGUUGCUAUGAGUGGAGCCGGAUUCAGUCUACCAUUUUCAUUCCCACCACCUGCAGCGUUCCUAACGCCGCAGCACCACUUGCAAAGCAGUCAUCCACAAGCGAGUAGUACUAUCAUGAGCAGCAUUGGAAAUCAGUUGACAUCAUCGGCCAGUUCGCAUUCCAGCGAAUCAUCACAGGGUAGCGGUAGAAACGGUGGAGAGCCUCGUGAGACCAGCAAUCAUUCGCAGAGUAACUCGACGGGCACGAAUCACCAGCAACAGACCAGCUGGAGCUUCGAAGAGCAGUUCAAACAGCUCUAUGAGAUUAACGAUGAUCCAAAAAGAAAGGAGUUUCUGGAUGACCUCUUCAGCUACAUGCAGAAACGCGGAACACCGAUCAACCGACUACCAAUAAUGGCAAAAUCGGUGCUUGAUCUAUACGAGCUGUAUAAUUUAGUGAUUGCUCGGGGCGGUCUCGUAGACGUAAUCAACAAGAAGCUCUGGCAGGAAAUCAUCAAAGGCCUCCACCUGCCGUCAAGUAUCACUUCCGCUGCGUUUACUCUACGCACACAGUACAUGAAAUACCUGUAUCCGUACGAGUGCGAGAAGAGACGCCUAUCAACGCCGGCGGAAUUGCAAGCGGCGAUAGACGGGAAUCGUCGAGAGGGACGUCGAAGCAGUUAUGGGACAUACGCGACGAGCAGCAGCACGACGAGCGAAAGUCUCGUGCAGAGAAACCCCCACACACCCAACUCGCUCCCGUUGCACGCGCAAAUAUCACCGUUAUCGUUGGUGACGGCGGUAGCGGCUGGUGGUCAACACCAUGGACCGCAAUCGCUGGUGAAUGGAAGUGCCGCGCACACACCCUUACCCCACCAUCCGCAUCAUCCGCAACAUUCUCAGGGAAUAACAAGCCAAUUAAAUGCAGAACUGCAGUUUCUCUUCCCCUCGAUAAUCUUUCCAGGACCUAUUCCUGGGAUGGCACCAUCCGAGUUCGAAACACGCAUGGUCGAAUACGUGAAGCUAUUAAACAAAGAACUUAGAGGUGGUGUUACACCGCCACCCGUAAUUCAUCGACAAGAUAGCGCGUCACCUCCACCUUUGACACCACCGAGGGAUGGCGCGUUCAGUGCCCUAGAAAUGUCCCGACUGACAUUGUGGAAUAUGUACAAUAACAAUACUCUAUACCCAGGAAUGGCUCAUCAACCGCCCAUGUCACCACAGGCCUCACACUCACCGGUACCUGCACUUCCCAGUCCUGAACCUCAAAGGGAAGCUCUUGACCUUGGACUUAGGUCAUCGCCCAUAUGCUUAUCACCAAUGAGGCAAAGUUCACCCUCUUCAGGAGGUAGCAUACAAAUAAAGAAGGAUCAAGAUUUAACUAAUACAUGUAGAAUGCCGCCGGCAAAAAGAUCACUCUCCGAAGACGAUAGUCCGGUGGAGAAGAAUGCAAUGGUCGCUGCCGGCACACAUAUUAAAAUUUCCAAUCGAGGAGAUGGAAGAAACGGUGAUAAUUCCUUAGUAGUCAGUAUGGAGCUGAAUGGAGUGAUGUAUCAAGGUGUUUUGUUCGCUCAAAGUAGCAGUAGAACCAAGGACAAUGCACCAACAUGCAGCAACAGCAAUUCAAAACCGUCUCGGAGUGUGAUUUCGUGAAUGCUCAACGAUUAAGGAACCAUCAGCCUAUCACGUUGUCUUGAUACUUGAUGAUUAUCUACAUAUAACAAGGGUAAUAACCCGUGAACGAACGAGAAGCAGUCUGCCAUGAUCGAACUUGAUUUUUCUUUGAAGACUAUAAUUUACAUUUACCAACUCGAAUUGUCUUUUGCUCGUAUCAUACACGAAUACCUGUUAGGUUCCUAGAAAUUGUAUAAAUAUAUAUGAUACGUAAAUUAAUCGUGAUGACAAUAGGCCGCUAAGAUGAUGAUAUUAUGAAUGGUAUUGUAUAAAUAAUGUAUGCAUGUUUUGAGUGCAAUGAAAAGAUAUCUUUUUAAUUAUGUAUCUUUAUAUUUUACGGUUUCUUUCGUUCGAUAGAAACCUUCUCUGUGUAUCGUUCGCCGCAGAUCUCGCAUUGUCUUUCCUUUCGUUCAACCUUAAUAAUAUAAUUAAAAAACGAAACAAAAAAGUAGUAAAAAUAGUACAUAUUUGUAAGGGUGAACUAGAACGGAAAAUAUUCGCGAGAAAGAACAUAUGUUAAUUUCUGGUGGAAUUCUCUCUUUUUUCUUGUAAUCACAGUUCUCUUUCCAAAAUUUGCUCCUUAAACCAAUCGUUAUAUUCAGCUAGUGCUCCCAGUCAAGAUCACUGGUGAAUGCUUUCUACUUCACAAACUCUACAAAUAUAUAUUAUUUUUUCAUCGAAUCUCCUACGGAUAUUUUAUAGCAUUUUAAAUCAGCACGUGUGCGUUUGUUUUUAUCAUUAUUAUCAAUACGAUAUCAUUGCAAAUGUAGAAUCUAGGUGUGUGUAUAUGUGUAUAUACAAAUAUACUAUAUAUAUAUACAUGCGAGUACAUGCAUAUAUAUGUACACCUACGUAAAUGCGUGCGUAGACAAUUGUCCAUCUUGUCGCCCGUUUGUUAAGUGUACAUAAUCAUUCAAAUAUAUUUUGCCUUCCGUAAGAGAGAACCAGAGCGAGAAAAAGGAACAGAGUUCAGUGCGACAGUUUAUAAGAAAAAUCCAUUAUUAUUAUUAUUAUUAUUAUUAUUAUUAUUAUUAUUAUUAUUAUUAUUAU